This is a messenger RNA of Galdieria sulphuraria, 1694 nucleotides long. Its product is annotated as acyl-activating enzyme 13. Bases 49 to 1662 code for a protein of 537 amino acids. Gene Ontology annotation, molecular function: medium-chain fatty acid-CoA ligase activity. Gene Ontology annotation, biological process: fatty acid metabolic process. Lineage: Eukaryota; Rhodophyta; Bangiophyceae; Galdieriales; Galdieriaceae. The transcript is spliced from 4 exons. The record is from RefSeq and is a predicted model, not a curated record.
AUUUGGAUUCUUCUUUCACAAAAGUGGAAAAUUGAAACCAUCUUAACUAUGCAGUGUUGGUCAUCCUCCUUCAAGUAUAUCAUAUCUAGUGGUUUGAAACUAAUAUGGAAACGAUCUUUUUGGGAAAAAGCCCAAGAAUAUGGUUCCAAAACUGCCAUCGUUUCUAGGAAAAAUAACUAUUCAUACCAUCAGUUGUUACGUGAUGCCAAACAGAAAGCGUUGUUGUUAGCAGGUGGUAAGGAUUUGGAACAAGCACGAGUAGCCGUAUUGGUACCUCCUUCUUAUGCUUAUGUGUCAUGGCAGUGGGCUAUAUGGUUAUCUGGGGGAGUAUUUGUACCACUGAGUCCUUCUCAUCCACAAGAAGAAUUGGAAUAUUUCGUUCGCGAUGCGGAAGCCACACACAUUGUUGUAUCAGCAGAGUUUCAAGAUAAGUUGACGCAACUGGCUGGAGAAUAUUGUUUACCUUAUUUAAGAGUGAGUCCAGUGGAUGGUAGUUUGUUGAUGGGUUCAGAAAGAAAGAAGCCGAAUGUGGACACCAUCGAGUUUCCAGUCAUCGAUAAGAAACGCAAUGCGAUGAUUAUUUAUACAUCGGGAACGACGAGUCGACCCAAAGGAGUGUUGUAUACUCAUGAUAUGAUUGAAGCUCAAAUCAAGUCAUUAGUGGAAGCUUGGCAAUGGACUUCAAGUGACCACAUUUUGAAUGUUUUGCCGUUACACCACGUUCAUGGCAUCGUCAAUGUGGUUUGUUGUGCACUUUAUUCGGGUGCUACGUUGGAAAUGAUGGAAAAGUUUCAAGCUCAACCGGUGUGGGAACGUUGGAUGUUGAACUUGAUACCUCAAGGAUCCCAUAUCAGUUUAUUUAUGGCAGUUCCUACCAUUUAUCAUCGACUGAUUCAAAUGUAUGACGCAGCACCACCAGGUAUUCAACCUUUGUUAUCGGAUGCUGCCAAAUCGUUGCGAUUAUUUGUAAGUGGCUCAGCAGCUUUACCAGAAACAACAUUUCAUAGAUGGAAAGCUAUUACGGGUCAUCUCAUAUUGGAACGUUAUGGAAUGACGGAAGUGGGUAUGGCGUUAUCCAAUCCGUUGAAAGAAGAAGAAAGAAGACCAGGUUGGGUUGGUUAUCCAUUACCUGGUGUACAAGUUCAACUCAAAGAUGAAGAAAGCAAUCAGUGGAUUACCGAAAAAGCUGGAAGAGGAGAGUUGUUGAUAAAAGGUCCCAAUGUAUUUCGUGAAUAUUGGAAUCGACCCAAAGCAACUGCUGCUGCAUUUGAAAAGGGUUAUUUUUUAACAGGAGAUAUAGCACAACGAGAUGAAAGUGGAUUUUAUCAAAUCAUAGGUAGAUCAAGUGUGGAUAUUAUUAAGAGUGGUGGAUACAAAUUGUCAGCGUUGGAAAUAGAACGAGUCUAUUUGCAACAUCCAGCGAUUCAACAGUGUACUUGUGUCGGUAUUAAGGACGACGAGUGGGGAGAGUCUGUUGGGUUAGUGAUUGUGUUGAAGGAUGGACAAGGCGAUGACGUGAGCUUGGAAGAGUUGAGAGAAUGGGGAAAGGAUAAGUUGGCACCUUACAAGCUUCCUAAAAAAGUAAAAGUAGUGAAAGAAAUACCAGUAAAUGCGAUGGGCAAAGUACAAAAGAAACAAGUAGCUCAAGAAAUGUUUGGUUAAGACUCGAUCAUACUUUUAUCCGUUACAAAGUG